UCUUAAUAAUAAUCAAGAUGAACAGGACGAUGGUUGAGGUGAUACUGGAAUUGAAUUAUCACCUGAUCUUGUAUGUUUUUAUUCAAAUAUUUUUACGUUCACGUACAGCUUUUACAGCACUUCCAUCAUUACCAUCAUUAGAUGCAUAUUUCAUUAAGAAAUUGGUUUGUAUUUAUUUGUUUAUUUUAAUUAUUAAGACGUGAAGCCCAUUCACCAAAACUAUUUUAUCCAGCAGUUGGACUAAAAUUAGAAGAAUUAGCUCGACGUCGUCAAAUCGCUUAUCGUUUAAAAAAUAAUGGAAAAUUUCAAAAUCAACAAUCAAUUGAAAUAUCAAAAAAUGAUGAAAAACGUUCAUGUGAAUUAGCUGCUUAUUUUACUCAUUUACAAUUACAACCAAUAUAUAAAAUCAUGACAUUAAAAUCUUCACUUAAUCAAGCAUUUAAGUUAACAAAUUAUAAAACUGCAACAACUUUACCAAACACACUAAAAGUAUUAAGUGUCUGUGAAAAAAAUCCAACUGAUGAACAUCCAUUAAAUUAUGGUGAAUAUAAUCCAUUUAAUAUUUGUGCAGCGUCCUAUGUACCACAUUUAUCGUGA
Rotaria sp. Silwood1 is the source of this 597-nucleotide messenger RNA. NCBI's taxonomy places the organism in Eukaryota, Metazoa, Rotifera, Eurotatoria, Philodinida, Philodinidae. The record is from the annotation of a GenBank genome assembly.